CUUUAAGAUGGCGGCGGCUGUGGGGCGAAAGUGAGCGGCGUUGACGUCCAGAAGCGUCGCAGGAGCGGCGUCUCCCCUGCUUUCCUUGAUGGCUGGGGAAACCAUUGAAAAGAGAGAGCGGGAUUCUUCACCCAUCAAAGAAGAGCGAAGACGCUCACGCUCGCCAGACCGGGAACGUGACCGAGAUCGUGAUAGGAAAGGCUCCCCUAUUGCCAAGGACAGGAAGCGUCACCGUUCCCGUGAGAGAAGGAGAGGAAGUAGGUCAAGAUCCCGGUCCAGGUCCAAGUCAACGGAGAGGGAACGAAGAUAUAAAGAGAGGGAGCGAGACAAAGAACGGGAGCGCAGCAAGAAAGACCGGGAGCGGGAGAAGGAUGGGCACCGAAAGGACAGGAAACGCUCCAGAAGCAUCUCUCCGAGUCGUAACAAAGACUCCAAAUCCAGGAAGGACAGAGAUUCUCGCAGGGAUGAAGAGGAUGAUACAGGGGGCAGGAAGGAAAAGGCACAGCCACUGUCCCUGGAGGAGCUGCUGGCUAAGAAAAAAGCCGAGGAAGAGGCUGAAGCCAAGCCCAAAUUCCUUUCCAAGGCAGAACGGGAAGCUGAGGCCUUGAAGCGCCGGCAGCAGGAGGUAGAGGAGCGACAGCGGCUGCUGGAGGAUGAGAGGAAAAAAAGAAAACAGUUCCAAGAGAUGGGCAGGAAGAUGCUGGAGGAUCCCCAGGAGAGGGAGCGGCGUGAGCGGAGGGAACGUAUGGAACGGGAGACCAAUGGCAAUGAGGAUGAGGAGGGGCGGCAGAAGAUCCGCGAGGAGAAAGACAAGAGCAAGGAACUGCAUGCCAUCAAGGAACGGUACUUGGGUGGGGUCAAAAAGCGGAGGCGCACCCGGCACCUGAAUGAUCGCAAGUUUGUCUUUGAGUGGGAUGCUUCAGAGGACACUUCCAUUGACUACAAUCCCUUGUACAAGGAGCGACACCAGGUUCAGCUGCUGGGGCGAGGCUUUAUUGCCGGCAUUGAUUUAAAGCAGCAGAAACGGGAACAGUCCCGCUUUUAUGGAGACUUGAUGGAGAAACGGCGCACACUAGAGGAGAAAGAGCAAGAAGAGACACGUCUGCGCAAGCUGCGUAAAAAGGAGGCCAAGCAGCGCUGGGAUGAUCGGCAUUGGUCUCAAAAGAAACUGGAUGAGAUGACGGACAGGGACUGGCGAAUUUUCCGGGAGGAUUACAGCAUCACAACCAAGGGAGGCAAGAUCCCCAACCCCAUCCGUUCCUGGAAGGACUCCUCGCUGCCCCCUCACAUCUUGGAGGUUAUUGACAAAUGUGGCUACAAGGAACCUACUCCUAUCCAGCGCCAAGCCAUCCCUAUUGGUCUGCAGAACCGUGAUAUCAUUGGUGUGGCUGAGACUGGCAGUGGCAAAACUGCUGCCUUCCUUAUCCCACUGCUGGUAUGGAUCACCACCUUGCCCAAGAUUGACAGGAUUGAAGAGUCAGAUCAGGGCCCCUAUGCCAUCAUCCUGGCCCCCACCCGUGAGUUGGCUCAGCAGAUUGAGGAAGAGACUAUCAAAUUUGGAAAGCCUCUGGGAAUCCGCACAGUCGCUGUUAUUGGUGGCAUCUCUCGUGAGGACCAAGGCUUCCGGCUGCGCAUGGGCUGUGAGAUUGUUAUUGCCACUCCUGGUCGUCUCAUUGACGUGCUGGAGAACCGUUACCUGGUGCUGAGCCGCUGCACCUAUGUGGUAUUGGAUGAGGCUGACCGCAUGAUUGACAUGGGCUUUGAGCCUGAUGUGCAGAAGAUCUUGGAACACAUGCCCGUCACCAACCAGAAACCUGACACUGACGAGGCUGAGGACCCUGAGAAGAUGCUGGCCAAUUUUGAGUCGGGCAAGCACAAAUACCGACAGACGGUGAUGUUCACAGCCACCAUGCCACCUGCCGUGGAGCGCCUGGCCCGCAGUUAUCUGCGCCGGCCUGCCGUGGUCUACAUUGGCUCAGCUGGGAAACCGCACGAGCGUGUGGAGCAGAAAGUCUUCCUCAUGUCGGAAUCGGAGAAGAGGAAGAAAUUGCUGGCUAUUUUGGAACAGGGCUUUGAUCCACCCAUCAUUAUCUUUGUCAACCAGAAGAAGGGCUGCGAUGUACUGGCCAAAUCUCUGGAGAAGAUGGGGUAUAAUGCCUGCACACUUCAUGGUGGAAAAGGUCAGGAACAGCGAGAGUUUGCCCUCUCCAACUUGAAGGCUGGUGCCAAGGACAUUCUGGUUGCCACAGAUGUGGCUGGACGUGGUAUUGACAUCCAGGAUGUGUCUAUGGUGGUGAACUACGACAUGGCUAAGAACAUAGAAGAUUAUAUCCAUCGCAUUGGUCGAACAGGAAGAGCUGGCAAGAGUGGUGUGGCUAUCUCAUUCGUCACCAAGGAGGACUCUGCAGUCUUCUACGACCUCAAGCAGGCCAUCCUCGAGAGCCCAGUAUCCUCUUGCCCACCAGAGCUGGCCAACCACCCAGAUGCCCAGCAUAAGCCAGGGACCAUCCUUACCAAGAAGCGUCGAGAGGAGACUAUCUUUGCCUGAGCUCUGUAGAAAUGCUGCAAGA
Molecule: messenger RNA, 2570 nt
Organism: Euleptes europaea (tarantolino)
Lineage: Eukaryota; Metazoa; Chordata; Lepidosauria; Squamata; Sphaerodactylidae
Gene: DDX23
Product: DEAD-box helicase 23
Exons: 17
Coding region: 89-2548 (819 amino acids)
Biological process (GO): mRNA splicing, via spliceosome
Cellular component (GO): catalytic step 2 spliceosome
Molecular function (GO): ATP binding; RNA helicase activity; RNA binding
Source: RefSeq, a predicted model, not a curated record